Messenger RNA from Drosophila eugracilis, 1141 nucleotides. Its product is annotated as polyprenol reductase. Gene Ontology annotation, biological process: dolichol-linked oligosaccharide biosynthetic process; polyprenol catabolic process. NCBI's taxonomy places the organism in Eukaryota, Metazoa, Arthropoda, Insecta, Diptera, Drosophilidae. The transcript has a single exon. The coding region runs from base 77 to 1057 and encodes 326 amino acids. Gene Ontology annotation, molecular function: 3-oxo-5-alpha-steroid 4-dehydrogenase activity. Gene Ontology annotation, cellular component: endoplasmic reticulum. The record is from RefSeq and is a predicted model, not a curated record.
AUAUUCCGCAAGUUUUCGUUUUUCGGAGAAAGUUUUUACAGUUUUUGCGCGCUGCACCGGGCAACAAUUAUUCGCAAUGGCGCCCGCCGAUAAUGGGCUUCUCGAGGUCUUCGAAAAUCUUCUUGACCGAUAUAAAAUCAACCUCCUGCAGAUGAUUUUCGGCACCUUCAUCGCCACGAUCGUGUUUUUUGGCGGAUUGAUGACAUUCGUGGAGAAGUACUUGCCGAACAGCAUACGUCAGUCCUUCCGUUAUGGAAAACACAGUUUCAAGGGCGAAACAGAUCCUUUGGUGGCCUGGCUAGAGGUUCCGAAGUCUUGGUUUAAACACUUCUACGUCUUCGCCUUGUUCUGGAGCUGGUUAGGCUUUUAUCUGCUCAUAACAACUGUUCAGGAACAAAAGGAGGCGCCGGAAUAUGUACUGCGAUUCCUGGAUAUUAUGGGCGGUGGGCGGAGUCACCGGAAGGUGGAAAUCGACUCCACGACGGCCUGUGUGGGCACACUAAUGCUUACAUUGCAGUGCACCCGGCGUUUUUACGAGACUAACUUUGUCCAAAUCUUCUCCAAAAAGAGCAAGAUCAACCUGUCCCACUAUGCCGUGGGCUAUGUGCACUACUUUGGAGCUAUUAUAGCUUUACUAUCCAAUACCUCCGGCUUCGUGCGCGGUUCGAAGCCAAUGGAGUUCAGCUUGGACAAGCUAACGGGCCAGCAAAUACUCUACCUCGUCAUUUUCUUUGCCGCAUGGCAACAGCAAUAUGCCAGCAACAUGAUAUUGGUAAACCUAAGAAAAGAUCCACAGACUGGAAAUGUCAGAACGGAGAAGCAUCUCCUGCCCAAGGGAGGGCUGUUCAAUUUGCUUUCGUCGCCGCACAUGUUCCUUGAGGUGGUCAUGUACUUCUGCAUUGCCGAUCUCUAUAUGCCCGUGAGGAUUUGGCGGCUUAUCUUCCUCUGGGUGGCCAGCAAUCAAACGAUUAAUGCUCUGCUAACCCACAAAUGGUACAGAGAAACAUUCAGGGAAUAUCCGAAGAACAGACGUGCCAUCAUUCCGUUCCUGCUCUGAGUCCGAAGACUGGAAAUACUUCGCAUUUUUGUACAAAUAAUUUAGUAGUGGAAUUUAUUAAAGUCGUUUUACACGCACGAAAAA